CCCCACCACCCCUUUAAAAUCUGUUUGUAUUCUGUUUGUUAAAUUGUAGUUCAUAUUCUGAUUGAAUUGAACUCAAGUGGCAUAGCUUGUAAAUCAGAGCCAUUCAGUCAUUCAUAAUUUCUUCUUUUGCAAUGUCUUAUUCAUAUGAGCAGAUAACCGGUGCAUCACAGGACUUGCUUCUGAGAAGAACUAAAAAUAUUUCACAGUGAAACAUUUGCUGUUAAAUAUAGGGCCAAUAAACUCUCUAAAACAACGCACAGGAUCUGUUUUUGUUCAUGUGUUACCAUAGAUAGCACAUGUUAUGAAGCAUAACAACAAUUUUGCUGGGGAACAUGCAUGUGUUGGAUGUACAUAUCCAGCCCUGGUGUUUGCUUCUGGAUUGCAUGCACAGAUUGAAUCUAUUAGUGGAUUAUUGUUUAUGUGUCCUUACAAAUUCUCAUUUACCUUACCAGUUAUUGGCAUGAGCAGACUAAGUCUAUCUAUUCUAAUAUCUCCUAAUUUUUGUAUCUUCUGACCCUUUAGUUAAUUUCCCACUGACCCUGAUCUUAUGAUCCAGUAAUUGCCAGAGGUUUUGGCACAGCAAAAGUAUAAAGGAUUGCUCGUGUACAGUACAUCCAUCUUUUAUUUUUGGAAUAACAGUUAGUGCCUGGCACUGAUGAACCUUGUGAUAACAAAUGUGCUCUUACAGUGGUAAAUUAAAAAUAGUUCAAAUAUGAAGAUUAUGUUUUCGGUUGUGUAGUUUUCGUUCCAGACACUCAACUGAGAAGUUAAUGUAUUUCAUUGCUAAUUAUUUUUGAGGCUUCGUCUCAGCACGGCUAAACCGCAGUGGGUCUUCUUGCUCGGUGAUCUUGGAGUAGCGAUGUGUUGCGCAGCUUACGGCAGCGCUGAUAUGUUUGGGCAAAGGAUUUGCAUUGGGUAAAAAAGAAAAAUUUGAUCGUUCUAGGAAACCAAGCCUGCUGAUUGGUCGGUUCACGGGUGUCUUCCAGUGACUCAGAUGUUUUGUGAGUGAGAUGAUACCGCCUAACUUCAACAAUACAGUAAUGACAUCUGUGCUGGCUGUUUGCAUAUGUUCACUCGGAGUGAGACAGAACGAAAAUAAAUCAUUUAAAAUAUGGGUUUUUUGGUUACAACUUUUGACAUUUGUGUGAAGAUGACAUUGAGCCUUGUUUAGUUGAUUUUAAAUCUUUGAUUUGUCACAUAAUAUUACAGCUCAUAUAAUGUCAGGUGCAGAUAUUUGUACUUUAAUGACAGCGAUAUCUUAAAUUGUUAUCUUUUCUCCUACCCUCCAAAUCGUGACCUGAGAUGUGUUUGUGGCCAUUGCAUGUCGACUGUGUCCCACUUACUGAAGGUCACGCAUCAGUGAGCAUAAAGCCACUGUGAACAUUUAUAGAGCCUCACUUAGGACAGAAGGACAAUGACAAAGAUUUGACCGCAGUCUCUUUAUCUGUGUUUUCAGUGUUUGAAUCAAUGUAAAGUCAACAUUGUUAUUAUGCACUUGCUGUGAACAAAACUAAUUUGUGUAUGUAUGUUAAAGAUUCUAAAAUGCCAUAUAAUACAUAAUUAUGGUUAUCAUUCAGAUCCACUGUGUAUAUUGAAGUACACUGUUUCUAUAUCAGCGCAGUACUAUGCAGGAUAAGCUGUUUGGAAAGCGACUGCUGCAGGCCGGGAGACACAUCAUGUCCCAUAAAUCCUGGAUGAAGACGGUGCCCACAGAGAACUGUGAUGUCCUUAUGACUUUUCCAGACAGCACAGACGACCACACGCUCCUCUGGCUGCUCAACCGCAUACGACUCUGCAUCCCAGAACUCAUCAUCCAAAUCCGCCAUCACAAACGUACCAGAAUGUACGCCUUCUUCGUCACAGCCACAUAUGAAAAUCUUUUACGAGGGGCAGAAGAAAUGGGACUGCAGAAAGCUGUGAAGCCAGAGUUUGGCGGUGGCUCUCGGAGCUUCUCCUGUGAGGAAGACUACAUCUACGAGAACAUUGAGAGCGAACUCUGUUUCUUCACCUCACAGGAACGUCAGAGCGUUAUCAAAUACUGGCUGGACAAUCUCCGAGCUAAACAGGGGGAGGCCCUACACAACAUCAACUUCCUGGAAGGGCAGCCAAUCAUUCCCGAGCUGAGGGCGCGAGGCGUCAUCCAGCAGGUCUUCCCACUUCACGAGCAAAGGAUUCUGGGACAGCUGAUGAAGUCUUGGGUGCAAGCGGUGUGUGAAAAACAGCCACUUGAUGAUAUUUGUGACUAUUUUGGGGUGAAGAUUGCCAUGUACUUUGCCUGGCUGGGUUUCUACACCACCUCCAUGUUGUAUCCAGCUGUUAUUGGUUUUGUACUGUGGAUGCUCACAGAAUCAGAUCAGACCAGCAGGGAUAUCUGUUGUGUGGUGUUUGCACUAUUUAAUGUGGUGUGGGCCACGCUGUUCCUGGAGCGCUGGAAGCGCAGAGGGGCGGAGCUCGCGUACAAGUGGGGUACGCUGGACACACCUGCCGAAUCACUGGAGGAGCCCAGACCUCAGUUCAGAGGUGUAAAGCGCUGCAGUCCAGUAACGGGCUGUGAAGAGUUUUAUUACCCGCCGUGGAGAAGGAGAGUGUUCAGAUGGCUGGUCAGCGUUCCUGUCUGUAUAUUAUGUCUUUGCUUUGUGUUUCUGGCCAUGCUCAUCUGCUUUGAGCUUCAGGAAUUCGUAAUGGGAAUUAAGGAGCUUCCUCGUGUAGCAAGAUUCAUCCCUAAAAUCAUGCUGGCCAUCACUGUGACGGCGUGUGAUGAGGUGUACAGAAAGAUUGCCUGCUGGCUAAAUGACAUGGAAAACUACAGACUCCAGAGUGCCUAUGAGAAAAAUCUCAUCAUCAAAAUGGUUCUUUUUCAGUUUGUAAAUUCAUAUCUCAGCCUUUUCUAUAUUGGAUUCUACCUCAAAGACAUGGAGCGUCUGAAAGAGAUGCUGGCCACACUUUUGAUUAUUCGGCAGUUCGUGCAGAACAUGAAGGAAGUCCUGCAGCCGUACCUCGCCGAGCGACACCGGUUGGGCGAGCUCACGCUGCGAGCGGUAUGGGAGCUGUUGGUCUCUGCGCUGCUCAAAUAUGGCCGACUCGCAGCUGGGCGAGCGCAAGUCUCACCCAGCGACCCCGGCAUACCCGGGUCAGGUCUACAUGCCCCACAGAUGGGUGAGGAGAUCCCGGCAGAGAAGCGAGAACGCAAGUGUCUGAACGGUGGCUGUGGCGUCCCAGAUGAAGACGUGGAGGAGGAGACAAGAGAGAGUAACAGCGAAGAAGAGAACGAAUCGGAGAGCCUCAUCGAUUGUGGCCUGAAGCUGCGUAAGGUCAGUUUCAUUGAGAAGGUGGAGCGCAAGUCUGCAAGCUGCGUUAACCCGAUGGAGGACAGUUUCAUGGAGGAAGGGAGUCCGACCAUGGUGGAGAGGGGCAUGGAUCCCUCCUCGGUUUUUGAGAUGUGUGACGAGGACGAUGAAAACGGGGUGCCGGAGAUGAAGGAACUGGGAACUGAAACGCUUCCAACGGGGGUGGAGAGCAGCACGUCAGUCAGGAUCAGGAAAAGGGGGAGGAGCUUGGAGAGAUCGGACAGUAAGACGAAGAAAGAUUCGUGGAUGGAUCCGCCCGAGGAGCAAGAAUCCACAACGCUCACGCAGGCCGAGGUGGAGAGCUGCAUGCAAAUGAAUCAGGACACGUUUCAGGACUACCAAGAGAUGUUUGUUCAGUUUGGAUAUGUAGUGCUUUUCUCAUCCGCCUUCCCAUUGGCCGCCAUGUGUGCCCUCAUCAACAACAUCAUUGAGAUCCGCAGUGAUGCGUUCAAACUGUGCACCAGCCUCCAGAGACCUUUUGGCUUGAGGGUGGGGAACAUCGGACAAUGGCAGACAGUGAUGGAAGCCAUGGGUGUGAUUGCCAUCAUAGUAAACUGUUACCUGAUUGGUCAGUGUGGUCAGCUGCAGAGACUGUUUCCAUGGCUUAGUCCUGAAAUGGCCAUCAUCUCCAUUGUCAUCCUAGAGCACUUUGCAGUACUACUGAAAUAUGUCAUUCAUAUUGCAAUACCAGACAUCCCCAGUUGGGUGAGAGAAGAAAUGGCCAAACUGGAGUUUCAGCGCAAAGAGGCGUUCAAGAAGCACGAGCGUCAAGCGCAGCAGCAUUUCCAGCAGCAGCAGAGAAGGAAGCGCGAAGAAGAGGACCGGCAACGUCAGGCGGAGUAUCAGGCCCGCCGCGAUCGGGACGACGGACGUUCGGACUCCGGAGGUAGCGACCACCAUCACGACAAGAGCCAAAGUGGGAAAUCCAGAUCUGGGGGUAGUGGAGGGGCAUCUGGCGGGGAAAAGCCCAAGCGACCCAGCUCACUUCUGGGCAACAACAACGUCAUGAAACUGAAGCAGAUCAUCCCACUGCAAAGCAAGUUCACUUCCGGCACAGCCCGUUCUCCGCAGUCGCCCACAGGGAACGAGCCCAAGCUACCGGGAUUCCUCAGCUUCAAGUUCCUGAAGUCUCCUGAGAAUAAGAAAGAAGCAGCAGCUGCUUCCACAAGCGCAUCAGUAGCUCCUCCACCCCUGGAGCGGUCACAAUCCCCCAACAAGUCCUUCAACCCCAGUAAACUCUUUAACUUUGGGAAGUCAGAAGGAGGGCCGUGCGUAAAUGGGGCUCAGCCCUCAAAACCAGGGGAUGGGGGACAGACGCAGGACAAACCGACCACAAAGUCCGACCUCAAUGGGGUUCCGGAUGAAAUCCCAUCCCCCUGUACAGAGAAUGGGGAAAAUGGAUCCUCAUCCGAUGCUGAGCCAUCAGGCUCUAAAAUGUAACAAGAACACAAAAAAGCACCAGUGUGAGAACCUACUUAGUAACACA
Molecule: messenger RNA, 4833 nt
Organism: Misgurnus anguillicaudatus (oriental weatherfish)
Lineage: Eukaryota; Metazoa; Chordata; Actinopteri; Cypriniformes; Cobitidae
Gene: ano8b
Product: anoctamin 8b
Biological process (GO): chloride transmembrane transport
Cellular component (GO): plasma membrane
Molecular function (GO): chloride channel activity
Source: RefSeq, a predicted model, not a curated record